Gaeumannomyces tritici R3-111a-1 is the source of this 4067-nucleotide messenger RNA. RefSeq names its product STE/STE20/YSK protein kinase. Lineage: Eukaryota; Fungi; Ascomycota; Sordariomycetes; Magnaporthales; Magnaporthaceae. Gene Ontology annotation, biological process: protein phosphorylation. The transcript is spliced from 4 exons. Bases 893 to 3187 code for a protein of 764 amino acids. The record is from RefSeq and is a predicted model, not a curated record. Gene Ontology annotation, molecular function: protein kinase activity; ATP binding.
CCUAUUGUUCAUGUGUGGAUCGCGCGCCGGGCUUGCUGCCGUUUAUCGAAGGUAGGAUCCUCUUUUGCCUCCCUAGAUAGGGCUAGCUUUGGGCCUCGUCCAGCUGUUGUCGGCGGCCAGCAGGAGAAAGUGCGGUGCGUGAACGACAGUUUGUCAAAGUCCGUGCUCUUUCUGCCAGGAAAAAAAAAGGGACACGGGCCUGCGGAGAGCAAGGGAAGAAAACAAUUGGGUCAACUCACAACUCGCGACUCUGAUUGCCGCAAUCGGUCAAACAUUCCCGUUUGGUGGGCAACCCUGGUCCCGUCGAGUCUGUCGAGAGUGGCCGGGUUCACAUUAUUAUUUCCUGGUCUUUUCCCAUUCGUUUUUGCCCUUGGCCGACCUAGUGUCGAACGGCCAGUCGGACCCGGUUGCUCGGCUGCACGCAGCUCCAAGAAUCGCGUCUGGGCCAGCAUUGGCACGCAAGCCAUCAAGAUUGAUCCUCCCAUCACUGAUCCAAAUUGAUACCCGCUCCCCGCACUCCUUUCUUGCCAGCCCGCCCUGCAAGGCCCCCUCCCUCGACGCGACGCUAGCCCUGCCGCUGCCUCUGCCGCUGCCACAACCACGAACGGCCACGCGACGACCAUCGACUUUCCAACCCAAGAGCCGUUUCUGUCGGCCUGCCCCGCCGCCUACCCGUUCGCCCUGCCCGGUCCCACGCACGAACCGGCGCCUUCCGUUCCGGCCUUGUUCUUCCCGAAUCCGCUUCGGGUCGGAUUCUACACCGCACCCCCCGGCCAGGCACCUCCGCCCAGAGAGGGCCUCCUCCGGGACCGAGAACUAGAGCAACCAGAAGCUCAAUUCGAUCCUACCGCACUCCGGCCUGGGACGCACACACACGCACGUGUUUCCCAACAUGGCGGACAGGGAACGGGACUACGACGAGGGCGACGGCCCGAUGGACCCAGAGCUGCUCUACACAAAGGAAUACUGCAUUGGCGGAGGGAGCUUUGGAAAGGUCUACAAAGGAGUCGACAAGCGGACAGGCCAUGCGGUCGCAAUCAAGAUCAUCGACAUUGAGAGUGCCGAAGAUGAGGUCGAGGACAUCAUACAGGAGAUAGCGAUCCUGUCGGAGCUCCAGUCGCCUUACGUCACAAAGUACUACGGGUCUUACGCAAAAGGAGCCGAGCUGUGGAUCGUCAUGGAGUUCUGCUCGGGCGGCAGCUGUGCCGACCUGAUGAAGCCCGGCCUGAUCGGGGAGGAGUACAUCGCCAUCAUUGUGCGCGAGCUCCUGCUGGGCCUGGACUACCUGCAUGCGGACAAGAAACUGCAUCGGGACGUGAAAGCUGCCAAUAUCCUGCUGAGUGCAAACGGGCAGGUCAAGCUCGCCGACUUUGGCGUGUCGGGCCAGCUGAGCGCCACCAUGACCAAGAAGAACACAUUUGUGGGCACCCCCUUCUGGAUGGCGCCGGAAGUGAUUAAGCAGUCCGGCUACGACCACAAGGCGGACAUCUGGUCCCUGGGCAUCACGGCACUCGAGCUGGCCAACGGCGAGCCGCCCUACGCCGACAUCCACCCAAUGAAGGUGCUCUUCCUGAUCCCCAAGAACCCGCCCCCGCGCCUCGAGGGCAACUUCACAAAGGCCUUCAAGGACUUUAUCGAGUCGUGUCUGCAGCGCGACCCCCGCGACCGCCCGGCCGCCCGCGAGCUGCUGCGCCACCCCUUCGUCCGCCACGCGAAGAAGACCAGCUACCUGACGGAGCUGAUCGAGCGCCACAGCCGCUGGUGCGCGACGCAUAAGAACGGCGGUCGCGAUGACGACGAUAACGACGACGACGAGGCACAGCGCCAGCAGAGCGCCCAGCGCCGCGCCGCCGAGAGGCAGGGGGUCGACGAGGACAUGUGGGACUUUGGAACCGUGCGCUUGGUCGGCGAUAGGGGCAAUCUCAUCCACCGCCCGGGCCUGCUGAACCCUAUGGACGACUCCGCCACUAAUGCACGCGCGGCUCCGCCGAGGGGUUACGGUGGCAGCAGCGCCAGCCCGACCAAGGACAGCUUCAACCAGGACGAGUCGAGGGACCGGGACACGGUCAAGGCUGCCGCGUCGACGGGCACCUCUAGGCAGGUCAGCCCGCAGAGAAAGCCGAUCCUCCAAGGGCCCGCCUCCCCAACGCGGGUCGUCAUAACGUCAUCCCCGCCCAAGCCGGUGCCCCGCGAACCGGAGACGCCGAGGGCGCUAAACUUCAACGGCGUGCUGAAUCCCACCCCGCUACUACCCAACGGCGGGCACUCGCCAGACUACGACCGAGAGCUGCAGCUGCAACUGCAGCGAGACAUGGGCGGCAUGAACCUUGGAAAUGUCAUCCAGACUGGUGAAGGACGGCAGGGGAUAGUGUCCAAAGUGGGCAUGGGCAGCUCGUAUGGCCUCGGCCCGCAGGCGCCACGGUACCAACAACAACAACCACCACAACAGCAGCAGCGGUCACAACAGUCAUCCAAGUCGGGCCCCAUGAAGUUGCCCGAGAUACCGCCGUUCCGCGGGGGACUGCAGCAGCACCACGCCGCACCGUCGCUGCCCCCACACGUGCUGCAGAAGACGUCGAGCCAGCAGCAGCUCCCGCCGUCGCCGACGCGGCAGUCGCACCACCGGUACAGCCAGGCACCGCCGCUGUCGCCGCCGACACAGCAGCCGCUGCCGCUGCCCAUGCCGCCGCUGCACGGCAGGUCGUCAAACACGCCAGAGCCGCCGCCGCACGGCAGCGCCAGCAGCAGCAGCAUCAGCAGCAGCCACCUCGGGGCGUCGUCGUUCCCAUCACCGGCGCCGUCGCCGCCCAACGGCGACCUGGACGCGCUCAACGACGUCAUCUUCCCCGCCCUGGAGGAGGCGCUCAAGCGACGGCAGAUCCGCCUCCAGCAACAGAUACAGCAAAUGCAGUCGUCGUCGCCGUCGUCGUCGUCGACCUCGCUGGCGCUGGACGGCGGCGGCUCUUCGCUGCCUCCCGUGCCGACGCCGCGGCAGCAGCGGGCCGAGGCGGCGCACGAGAAGAUCCGCAAGCUCGUCUACAAGCUCGCGCACGUGUGCAAGGAGAUCGACCACUGGGACAAGGCCGAACCCGUUGGUAUGGGCAAGGAGGUCGGCCCGUUCCUCGAGGGCCUGCUCGAGGAGAUUCUGGUGCGGGUCGAGCCGCUGGACGAGGAGGAGGAGCGGUAGACACCGUUGUCGUCUUUUUUUUCACCAUCUCUCCGCCGAUAUUAUGCCACACACUGUGUGGAACGCCAUCGAUCCAUCCCAUCACUCGCUUUUGAGCUGGCUAUGAAUGCCAUCCCCCGAACGAAGCAGCUACCCGGGAUUGUUGCUGCUGCUCCUCCUCUACUGCUUUUAACAUCCGCUAUGCACCACAAUCACGUUUAUACGUGUCCCCUGUCCCGGGAAAGCGUCCCCCAGCUCGUUCUGUCAGGGGUGUUAUGCUGGGGCUUUCGCAAGUACCACACACGAAAGCGAAGCGGAGACAGCGUUUUGAUGCCGAGCAUAAACAGCUCUUUUUAUUAGACGGAGGCCACGACAUCAUUUCAUGACGGCGCAUACGAGUUGUUUCCAAGGACCGCCUUUUUUCAACUGUUACUUAUCUAUUAGACAACGGCACGAGAUUCAGAGGGAUACAUGCCUGGCUUGAUUCUUCCCGCUUGUUCUUUCUUCUCUGUUUCUUCAUCUGCUCUGGCAAUAACCACGGAGCAGGAGCGGGGUGAUGUUGAGCGAGGAACACGCAGCGCACAAACGGCACGUUUGUAGCCCCUACUCCCCCUUUUUUUCUGUUUCCAUUGCUUGUCUCUCUUUCUGUUGUUCGCUAGUUCCUUGUUUCCCCCCCCAGAGGGCUUGUCUCUUUGUCGUUCAUGGUCCCGCAGUGUAUUAUACCCAAGCAUUAGCAUCCAAUAGAGUAUGCUGCUGGCAUCUCGCUCAUGGUAUUUCAGGGAACUGCUCCGAGUAUUCCAUGAAGUUCUUUCGGGGCAGGAUUGUUGCCGUGUCUUGUCUUGUGAUGCCGAGACCAUGAUUUCUCUGCUAGCUGCGCAGCAAGAAAAGAAAUGUCCGCCUG